GGAUUUUGCUUUUUAAAAAAGGCGAUCUUGAUUCAGAUUCCAACAGCUUCGCAUUUCUUCUGUGCCAAAGGGGCCCUCAGGCCGUUCUUCUACCUUUUGGCUCUUCCCAACUUGGUGCGCCCUCCUCCCAUUCCUCCCUGACACUCCCACCACCACCCCCCUCGGCUCGGCUGCUAGACGCGGUGCUGCAGAAGACGCGUUGAACCCUUUUGGAUGUAAUGCGCAAAGGAGGUUGGCCCAGAGCUCCCGGGCUUCCCCAAGGCUGAACUCCAUCCAAGGUGCCCACAGGCUCCCUGCCCGCCUUCCCCAUGCCAGCCCGCAGCUAGGGGCAGGGGGCAGCGGCGGCUGGGGUUGGGGGUGGGUGGGGAGCUUUUGGGGAGGACAGGUCGCAGUUUGGCUAUGGAAGGCUCCAAUGGCUUUGGGAUUGACUCCAUUCUCUCCCACCGAGCGAGCAGCCCCGCCCUUCCCAAGGGGGACCCCUUGCUUGGGGACUGCCGUUCACCCUUGGAGCUGAGUCCACGCUCAGAGAGCAGCAGCGACUGCUCUUCUCCAGCUUCGCCCGGAAGAGACUGUCUGGAGACCAGUACCUCGAGGCCCAGUGCGGCAUCUGGCCCAGGUUUGGACUCUCACCUGCAGCCAGGGCAGCUUUCAGCCCCAGCCCAGUCGAGAACCGUCACCUCCUCCUUUCUGAUCAGGGACAUCCUUGCCGACUGCAAACCUCUUGCGGCGUGUGCACCCUAUUCUAGCAGCGGGCAGCCUGCAGCCCCUGAGCCUGGGGGCCGCCUUGCAGCCAAGGCCGGGGAGGACUUUCGCGACAAGCUGGACAAAAGUGUCAGCAGUGCCUCAUCGGACUCUGAGUACAAAGUGAAGGAGGAGGGAGAUCGCGAGAUCUCCAGCUCUAGGGACAGUCCCCCUGUGCGCCUGAAAAAGCCACGAAAAGCUCGCACGGCCUUCACCGACCAUCAGCUGGCGCAACUGGAGCGUAGCUUCGAGCGGCAGAAAUACCUGAGUGUGCAAGACCGCAUGGAGCUAGCUGCCUCGCUCAACCUCACUGACACGCAGGUCAAGACCUGGUACCAGAACCGCAGGACUAAAUGGAAGCGACAGACAGCCGUGGGGCUGGAGCUGCUGGCGGAGGCAGGCAAUUACUCGGCGCUCCAGAGAAUGUUCCCGUCGCCUUAUUUCUACCCACAGAGUCUCGUUUCCAACCUGGACCCGGGCGCAGCGCUCUAUCUGUACCGCGGUCCCAGCGCACCGCCGCCUGCCCUGCAGAGACCUCUGGUGCCCCGAAUCCUCAUCCACGGACUCCAGGGCGCCAACGAGCCUCCACCGCCGCUGCCCCCGCUGCCCGGCGUCCUCCCGCGCGCCGCGCAGCCUCGGUGAGGCGCCCUCACGCCCCCAGCCGUGCUCCGGGACCCCCAGCUCAGGCUGGGCGCGGAUCCCUCCCGUCGCCCCGGGGCAGGGCUGCCCGGCUCUCCGCAGCGCCGCAGCCCAGUGUUCCCGAGGGGGAUAAAUCCACUGAGGCUUCCCCUCCGCUGCGACCUCUCUCCCGGCUGCUCCACCCCAGAGCCACUUCCACCUGCCGGAUGUACAUACGCGCCCCUGCCCUUCUCCCACCCAACCCCA
This is a messenger RNA of Phodopus roborovskii (desert hamster), 1626 nucleotides long. RefSeq names its product BarH like homeobox 1 (gene Barhl1). Gene Ontology annotation, biological process: regulation of transcription by RNA polymerase II. Gene Ontology annotation, molecular function: RNA polymerase II transcription regulatory region sequence-specific DNA binding; DNA-binding transcription factor activity, RNA polymerase II-specific. Lineage: Eukaryota; Metazoa; Chordata; Mammalia; Rodentia; Cricetidae. Gene Ontology annotation, cellular component: nucleus. The coding region runs from base 400 to 1383 and encodes 327 amino acids. The transcript has 3 exons. The record is from RefSeq and is a predicted model, not a curated record.